Molecule: messenger RNA, 2924 nt
Organism: Drosophila willistoni
Lineage: Eukaryota; Metazoa; Arthropoda; Insecta; Diptera; Drosophilidae
Gene: Hsc70-5
Product: heat shock 70 kDa protein cognate 5
Exons: 7
Coding region: 133-2190 (685 amino acids)
Biological process (GO): protein refolding; cellular response to unfolded protein
Cellular component (GO): mitochondrion; cytoplasm
Molecular function (GO): ATP hydrolysis activity; ATP-dependent protein folding chaperone; heat shock protein binding
Source: RefSeq, a predicted model, not a curated record
ACUUACUCGCCAACCCUCGUGUGGAAACGUGCUCGCUGUUCCGUUCUCUGACGAAAUUUUUCGCUUUCUUAGCGGUUGUUUCAUAAUUUAUUUCCAAUAAGAAUCGAAUCUGUGAAACUAAAGAUUUUAAAAAUGUUGCGUGUACCCAAUUUGUUGCCUCGUCUUGCACGCCAGAUCGGAGUUGCUCCAACGAAUCUAAGUGGAGCUUCUAGCAUAUUCCGCACUCUGCCAGUGGCCAAUCAUGGUUUGAAUCGUUAUAAAUCCGGAGAUGUUAAAGGUGCUGUUAUUGGUAUUGAUUUGGGCACCACCAACUCCUGCUUGGCUGUGAUGGAGGGCAAACAGGCAAAGGUCAUUGAGAAUGCUGAGGGUGCGCGUACCACUCCCUCCCAUGUGGCCUUCACCAAGGAAGGCGAACGUUUGGUCGGUAUGCCCGCCAAGCGUCAGGCUGUUACCAAUGCGGCCAACACUUUCUAUGCCACCAAGCGUUUGAUUGGUCGUCGUUUCGAUGAUCCCGAGGUGAAGAAGGACAUUACCAAUUUGUCAUACAAAGUGGUUAAGGCCUCGAAUGGUGAUGCCUGGGUCUCGGCCACCGAUGGCAAAGUAUACUCACCCUCACAGAUUGGAGCCUUCAUAUUGAUCAAAAUGAAGGAGACCGCCGAGGCAUAUCUGAAUACACCUGUCAAGAAUGCCGUCGUUACGGUGCCAGCAUAUUUCAAUGAUUCACAGCGUCAGGCCACCAAGGAUGCGGGACAAAUUGCCGGACUUAAUGUUUUGCGUGUGAUCAACGAACCCACAGCAGCUGCCCUGGCUUAUGGCAUGGACAAAACCGAGGACAAAAUCAUCGCUGUUUAUGAUUUGGGCGGCGGAACUUUCGAUAUUUCCAUUUUGGAAAUCCAGAAGGGUGUAUUUGAGGUGAAAUCCACCAAUGGUGAUACCUUGUUGGGUGGCGAGGAUUUCGAUAAUACGAUUGUGGACUACUUGGUGGCCGAAUUUAAGAAAGAUACUGGAAUCGAUAUCCGUAAGGAUGGCAUUGCCAUGCAACGUUUGAAGGAGGCUGCAGAGAAGGCCAAGUGCGAGUUGUCGUCAUCCCAACAGACUGACAUCAAUUUGCCUUAUUUGACCAUGGAUUCCGCUGGUCCUCAGCACAUGAACCUUAAAAUGACACGCGCCAAGCUGGAGAGUUUGGUGGGUGAUCUCAUCAAGCGCACAAUUCAACCUUGCCAGAAGGCUUUGUCCGAUGCCGAUGUGUCCAAAUCGGAAAUUGGUGAAGUUUUGCUAGUCGGUGGUAUGACUCGUAUGCCUAAGGUGCAAUCCACUGUUCAGGAUUUGUUUGGACGUCAGCCCUCACGUUCGGUUAAUCCCGAUGAGGCUGUGGCUGUCGGAGCCGCUGUCCAAGGUGGUGUUCUAGCUGGUGAUGUCACCGAUGUUCUGUUGCUCGAUGUUACACCUCUGUCUCUGGGUAUUGAGACUUUGGGUGGAGUCUUCACACGUCUCAUCUCAAGGAAUACCACAAUUCCCACCAAGAAGUCACAGGUCUUCUCCACAGCCGCUGAUGGUCAGACUCAGGUGGAGAUUAAGGUGCAUCAGGGCGAACGUGAAAUGGCAAAUGACAACAAGAAGCUUGGUUCCUUCACUUUGGUGGGCAUUCCACCAGCACCACGUGGUGUCCCACAAAUCGAGGUUGUCUUUGAUAUCGAUGCCAACGGCAUCGUCCAUGUAUCGGCCAAGGAUAAGGGCACCGGCAAGGAACAACAGAUUGUUAUUCAGUCUAGCGGUGGUCUAAGCAAGGAUGAAAUCGAGAACAUGAUCAAGAAGGCCGAGGAAUAUGCCGCUGCUGACAAAAAGAAGCGUGAACUUAUUGAGAUUGUUAACCAGGGAGACAGCAUACUCCACGACACAGAGACCAAGAUGGAAGAGUUCAAGAGCCAGCUGCCCGCCGAAGAGUGCGAAAAGCUGAAAAAGGAAAUUGCUGAUCUGCGCACAUUGAUGGCCAACAAGGAGACAGCUGAUCUUGAGGAAGUUCGUAAGGCCACCACUCAAUUGCAGCAGUCUUCAUUGAAGCUCUUCGAGAUGGCCUACAAGAAGAUGGCUGCUGAGCGUGAGGGUAGCUCAUCGGGAUCUGCUGAUAGCAGCAGCAGCAGUAGUUCGAACGAGACUUCUGGCGAUGCCAAGAAGGAAGAAAAGAACUAAAUGUUAGGCCAACCAUAGUCAUAGUUGUUGUUCCCCGCCACUCCAUCUCUACACACACACACACACACACACACACACACACAUACAUACACACACUUUCCUUAUACCCUAUAAUUUAAAUGAUAAUCGCUUUUGGAAUUCUAAUAGGUUUUAUUUUUAACCCCUCAUCAUGAAGAAUUCCACACACACACACACACAAACCAAGAAGAGAACAAGAAAAGCAUUUACCCAAAAUUGUGUAGUUAUAUCGGACAGAUCAACUGAGAAAUGUCUUUGCCCCGAGAAAACAAAAUUGUAAGAAUUUGUGUUGCAUAAAGUUUUUAUUGUUUAUUAUGUAACCAAAAUUGCCUUCCCUGGCGGGUGGCCUUAUGAUAAUGGCCAGAAGUCUCUGUGUUUGUGCUAACCCUCUGUAAGAUUUCCCUUAUUUUUACAUUUAUCCUAAAAUAAAAACAAACAAAAGACUAGUUUUUAGUAUUAAACUAGAAUCAUCGAGCACAUCACAAACUUCAUAAGUGGCCCUCUGUUUUGUAAAGGGCAUGGGUAAUCAGUUUGUUUUUGGGGGAUCUCUUCCACUUUCCCCCUUCCCUCUACAACCUUUAACCCCGUAAUUUAAGCUAAAGUUUGUUUUGGUUUCCAGUGAGAUUAACCAAAAAUUUGACUGGCUAAACGAUGCAAUUAAAUUUAAACAAUCGAUGUAAAUUUAAAAUAUACGUGAACUUAAAACAUAAAUCAAA